AAUGCUCUACACUGAUAUCUUUGAAGAGUGUGAAGGACAUUCAUGAAACAGAAUUUAAAAGACCUUUUUGUAAUUAAGGAAAAUCCAUUUUGUACAAAAUCAACUUACAAAGGAUGCAUUUUCUUAGUAUUGACGGAAACGUUCCAAAAGGCACGACGUUUUCUUUAAAGGCAUGGACACGAAUCACUAUCAACCGGAGGAUGAUUUUAUCGAGCUCGUCCAACGCAGCUCGUACUGGUUGCGGACAAUGGCCACUACGAUGGGUGUCUGGCCUGGCCAGUACGUUACGAUACGCAACCAAUGGUACAGACGGUUGUACUACUUUAUGCUGCUGAUGCAUUGGCUCAACAUCUAUCUGCAAACGGAGUUCUUCUUUCGCAACUUGGGCAACUUAAGUUUGGUCGUACAGGGUCUCUGUAGCUUUGUCAGCAUCACGACAACCGGCAUUAAGGUGAUGCGCCUGCAUGCCUACGAAGAAGAGAUUAAGCAGCUUUGGCAGGCACUGGAAGAUGCCACCUUUCUCAAGAAGAUAAGAUUUUUGCGCAAAACGGACAGGGGAACGGUUUUUGCCCACAUUCACAAGCUGCUGUUGGGACAGUGGAAGGAAGUGCAGCUGAAUUUACGCUUCUACACACUGGUGGUUGGGCUGGUGGCUUCUAACUAUUCGAUCAUACCGGCCUGCAGCAAUCUGUACAACCAAUUCCAGGGUAAUGCGUACAACAGGAGCUUCGGUACGAUCGUGAUCUUUUCCUUAAAGAAAUCUUCCAUCACAGUAAAACUCUUCUGUUUUGAUAUAGUUUACAACACAUAUUAUCCAUUUCUUGAGCCAAUCAAACGGCGCUCACCACUGUUUGAGUUGCUGUUCUGUUCGGAAUCCUUGUCCGGCUAUACGACCUGGGCCGGCGUAGUUGCGUUCGAUGGGUUGUACGUCGUGAUGGUACUGUACGCCGCGUCGCUAAUGCGUUUGUUGAGAGAUUUAAUGCAUGAAACGGCGAACCCGGACCUUACCCACACUGAACGAGCGUUCUUUCAGCGGGAAUGUAUAUUGCACCACAUACGGACGAUGCAGUUAAGUAGCUUAUUUCUAACCUUCCUCACUAGAUGGCGUUCGGUAGCUAAUCGUUGCCUAUGUUCUUGUAGAUUAAUUGAAAGGAUUAACGAGAUAUUCUCACCAGUUCUGCUGGUGCAAUUGUUCACCAGUACUUCGAUCAUCUGUGUUAUUGCGUUUGCGGCCAGUAUGCAUGCGGAUGAGGGCGAUUCACAAACGAUGUUGAUGGUGCUCUACCUGAUAGCGGCUAUCUACCAGCUGUUCCAGUUCUGCUGGUACGGACAGCGGCUCCAGAACGAGAGUACCGAGCUUCCUUUAUCGGUGUAUGACGUACAGUGGGAACUUUGUGCAGAACGUUUCAAGAGCACGCAUCACAUCCUGUUGCUGUACAGCCAGCGGCAGAUCGAUAUGCGUGCCUGGAGCUUUUCCGCGAUGUCGCUCGAAACAUUCUCCACGAUAAUCCGAAGUGCCGCAUCCUAUUUCACCGUACUGCAGACGUUAGCUGAGGAGUAGGUCGAACAUCGCCGCAGUGCGCUGCGUGUCGAGCCCCUUUCACGGUUCGGUACGCCAUAUCAAACACUGGUUUGAUGCAGAUAUUGGGGGUAUUCUAGCGUGUCGGUACAAAGUGCAGCCACACCGAACGGUGGCUCAAUCGAUAAGCUACCGGUGUAACGAUCAACAUCACGCGCUUUGGUAGCAGAGGUCGCUUCAUUGUGGGAUAAUUUGUCGAAGGCUGCCUGGUACAUACUUUCGCUUUCUUAUCACUGGCAAACUCAUCCAAAACGAUAGGUACCCACACACACACGCCCGCUUAUACUGAGCACAGCAAUUAGCCAGUUCCGAUUGUGUAGAACAAGAGUAGCAAAAUGAUAUACGUUGGUCUGAUAAUGGAAUGGAGCUUGGAUUUCAGGAUCAUACGCUUCCGAUAGCUCCCCAGGAUAGGACAGGUGCACACUGUCCGAAGGGGACUCGGAAAGGGUUUUGGCGGAAAAAAGUGGAACAGGAGAAGACCCUUAUUUGCAGGUCACUUUAAUUAACAAUAACAUUAAGCCGGUAAGAUCUUAAACGGGUCCGCUGAUACAUUACCGUGCGUUCGAUCGAUUCGAAGCUAUCUCUGCAGUGACCGUGCGGGAACUGUGAUUGGUUUUGCCGUGACGCACAGUAUCGAUGACGCACGACGUUUGUCCAUUUCGCGGCAGUGCAUCAGUGAAACACCUUAUUACAAGCUAGUUGCUCAAUUAAAUGGUCCCGGCCCGUUCAUGCAUUUGCUUUUUAAUAAGGGACUAUGUUUCGUGCACGAGAAAGUUUAAUAAAAUGUGCUCCACUUUGGGUGUGUGAUUUGUUUGCCGCACGUUGUUUAAUCGAUCGUUAACGGUUUGUCUUUGAGCGUUUUUGUAAGAGCAAUACCAAAUUUAAGCUGUAAUACGGAUUAGUUUGUUUAAUCUAUCUACAUGUAUUAAUAAUCUAUUUAACAAGAAUUUCCGGGGGCGGUACGGUGGUG
This is a messenger RNA of Anopheles funestus (African malaria mosquito), 2549 nucleotides long. Its product is annotated as odorant receptor 63a-like. The transcript is spliced from 6 exons. Gene Ontology annotation, molecular function: odorant binding; olfactory receptor activity. NCBI's taxonomy places the organism in Eukaryota, Metazoa, Arthropoda, Insecta, Diptera, Culicidae. The record is from RefSeq and is a predicted model, not a curated record. The coding region runs from base 173 to 1561 and encodes 462 amino acids. Gene Ontology annotation, biological process: detection of chemical stimulus involved in sensory perception of smell; sensory perception of smell. Gene Ontology annotation, cellular component: plasma membrane.